GGUAUCGCGAGAUUUGGGCUCGGUGCAUGCGCGGACGAGGCAAGUGGUGGCAUUUUGUUCAAAGUGACGCGAGCGUGGAGUUGGAGAUGGGGGUUUCCAGGUUAUGGACAGCAGUAGAGCAGCCAGUAUGAUGACUAUCCAUUAUCACCCUUAAGAAGGUAUAAUGAAAAACUACAGCAAUAUUGCACUGGACAGGACAAUAUGAUUUCAGAUGCCAUAACAGAAACUGAAGCCCAAGGCCAUGGCUGUACGACAAAGCAUAAGUGUGAUGGACAUCUCUUGAAACAGAUAGCAGCUCAUUCAUUUGUGGAUACUAAAAUUGUGUCGAAAAUGGAAAAACCAGGCUCAUUAAUUCACGUUAUUGAAAAAUUGAGCAAGAUCGUGGAGAAAGGAAGAUCAAAGCAGUGUUCUCUAGUUGGUCAAAAGAGGCCUUAUAUUAGUACUUCUGAUACAAAAAGUGCAAUGAUUGAGCAGACAGACAGCUAUGAGAGCACAGCCAAAAAACUUAUGAAUUCAAACCAGGAAAUAAAGGAUAACAUCUCAAUUAUUCAGACUUAUUUUAAAACAGAAGAUCUGCCUCAGGGUUGUAACAGACUAGAUCUGAGGACUCUUGAUUCUGCAGAUAAAUCUAAAGCUUCAAAAAGCUUCUGUUGUACCCUCUGUAACUUUGUAACUGUAGUGCCAUCUGUCUAUUAUACACAUGUACGUAGCCAUAACAACAUUGAGAGCUACGCAUGUGAUCAGUGCAAACUUUGCAACCACGGUUUCUAAAGAUUUUGUGGCACACAAAUACUUGCACAGGAAACUCACCCGUUAUCAGUGCAAUUUAUGCAAAUUCAAUUCGUUGACUUUUUCACAGUUAAAGGAGCACUUUGAGCUACAUGGAAAAUCAGGUGAAGUUGUAUUGAUGUGUUCUGAGUGUUGCUUUGUUUCCAAAAAGCAAGAGGAACUUGAAGCUCAUAUGUGGAUGCACCUUGAGGAUGCCCAGAUACAAAGAAAACAGCUUUUGCCGCAGCAAUUAAGGCCAAAUGCCAUAGAUGGUGUGGACAGCAAAAAUACAAAAUCAACAAAUAUUGGUUUUGACACUGAACCAGGCCCAAGAAAGUGGUACACAUAUGACCAGUAUGGCAUGUACAGGUGUUUGAUUUGCAGUUAUGCUUGUGAUCGUCAGAGGAUGUUAAAAACCCAUGCAUGGAAACAUGCAGGUGAAGUAGAUUGUUCUUAUCCAAUUUUUGAGGAAUGUGAGCCAGCUACCUCAGCAAUUCCUUCCACUGGUCUCACAGCUCAUGAGGAUGAAUCAAUAAUUGUUUUCUCACCAGCUCACAAAUCAGAAAGUGGGCACUGUGUUGGUUCAAAUCCAUUGCAAUUUUGUACUCCAGCUCCAAUCACUGUAAUGGACUCAGUGGACUCCAAGGCCUCAUUAUCUGACACUGCUGUGAAAAAUUCUGAUCUUAGCCAGUCAAAAGCACCUACUCGUACUGUAGUGGAAAUUGUUGAAGAGGCACCUCUGAUGCUUGAUUGUGAACAAGAAAGUACAAUUUCAGAUAGCCUUCUUUCCUCUGCUCAGAAGAUCAUUAAUUGCAGUUCUAACAAGGCGGGACAUGUCAAUGUCAUAGUAGAGCGUGUCCCUGGAGCUGGGGAGAGUGUUCCAGAAAAGCACUUUCUGAUGACACCAGACAUUGAAGUUGAAAAGAGGCUUAUCUCUGAAAAAUCUCACAUGAUCUAUUGUGAAGAUUCUUCAGACAUAUAUCAACAAGCUACCAGUGCAGCUGAACUGGAAACAGCUGUCUUAAGGUGGAAUCCAGAAGAAAGUAAUAAUGCUUUAAAAUCUACUGAACCUGCAGCAGUUGAUGAAAAUGUUCCCCCAGCAAGAAGGAGAACCAAUUCUGAAUCUUUGAGACUUCAUUCAUUGGCUGCUGAAGCUCUUGUUGCAAUGCCAAUGAGAGCACCAGAAUUUACCAGAGCAAGUGUCAAAAAUCCUGAACCUGAUGCAGGACAGAGAAACAUGGAAGUCAAUUCUUCUAUUGCUCCAGCUCACAGUUAUUCUGAAGAUGGUACUAGUAAUGACUUGCAACUUGAUGAGACUAAAUCAGGCUUUUCCGAAGUACCAAUCAGAAUGGGCAUCAGCAUGUCACUACUCACUGUGAUUGAAAAAUUGAGAGAAAGAACAGACCAAAAUGCUUCUGAUGAAGAUAUCCUGAAAGAAUUGCAGGAUAAUGCACAAUAUCAACCUUCAAGUGAUCUGAGUUCACCAGGCAACCUAGUGGAGUAUAUACCAAACACAGAACGGCCUUACCGUUGUCGCUUAUGUCAUUAUAGCAGUGGCAACAAGGGAUAUAUUAAGCAGCAUUUAAGAGUGCAUCGGCAAAGGCAGCCUUAUCAGUGUCCAAUCUGUGAUCACAUAGCUGCUGAUAGCAAUAAUCUGGAGAGUCAUAUGAUAAACCAUUGCAAGACCAGGAUGUAUCACUGCAAAAGAUGCAAUGCUGCAUUUUAUUAUAAGAGUCAGCUACGGAACCAUGAACGCGAACAACAUAGUCUUUCUGAUAUUUCCUCAACUGUGGACACAAAUGAUGAAAAUACUGACUUUAGUGGAGAACGGAAAACAGGAAACACACAAGAAGAAAUACUUUCACCUCAGAAAUUAUACAAGUGCGAUGUCUGUGAUUACACAAGUUCGACCUAUGUUGGUGUACGAAACCACAGAAGAAUCCACAACACUGAUAAACCCUACAGGUGCAGUAGUUGUGACUUUGCAACAACAAAUAUAAACAGCUUAAAGUGUCAUAUGAAGCGCCAUCCGCAGGAGCAACAAACUGUUCAGUUGCUGGAACAGUACAAGUGUUCUCUGUGUGGUUAUGAGUGUAGCCAUCCACCCUCGUUGAAGUCACAUAUGUGGAAACAUGCAAGUGACCAAAAUUAUAACUAUGAGCAGGUGAAUAAGGCCAUAAAUGAAGCAAUUUCUCAAAGCAACAGGUCUCAGGAGCCCCAAAGAAAACUUUCAGCUGAAGAAGUUGAAGAAAUAUCACCACCACCGUCUGUUCUUCAUCCUCUAAAUUCUGAUAAACUUGUGGCUACUCCAGAAACUAUGAGCCACGUUACUGAUGGAAACAGAAGCCCUGAAAAAUAUCAGAAGUUGAAUUCAGAUGUAAAUGUGAACAAUUCACCAGUAAAAAGUGAAAGUCAGACUCGUUCUGGCACAGAGUACUGUGUUUUACUAUUCUGUUGCUGUAUCUGUGGAUUUGAAUCCACCAGUAAAGAGCUGUUGAUGGAUCAUAUGAAGGAGCACGAAGGCGAGAUUAUUAACAUCAUCCUUAACAAGGACCACUGUUCUCAGUCUGAAUAGGGCAGAUCGGACUAAAAAAGCCUGUGAAAUCUCUAUUUUAUUCUUUGUGGAUGAAGGCAUGAAAUAAGCUUGUUUUAGUGUGAACAGAAAAUGAAUGUUAACAUUUCAAAGAAUGAUUUCUGUCUUUUUUAAAUGUUGUCAGCAUUGCAGUUUUCACAUUCACAAAAUUAGUGCAAGUAAUAAGAACUGUAAAUAACCUAGAAGCAAAAUGCUCAAGGAUUAUUUUAAUGUUUCAGUUUCUCUACACUUCUCCACCUCGUGUUCUUAAUACUGACAUUUUUGAUACAGAUUGUAUUUCUGUAUUUAUUUAACUUUUUUAUAUUUAUGCAUGUAGUUUUCAGCUGUUACAAAGAGUGAGCUGUUACAAGGCAGUCAAGUUGUAUUCACAAUGCACUUUGGUCAUGGUGCUAUUUUAUAAUUGUAUCACUGAACAAAUCUCUAAAGGGCAACAGUAGGGGAAGGAGAUGUUGAUGAAAGCUUUGUCCUUGUUAGUAGUAAUAUAAAUAUAGAUGGAAUAAAGAUUUUAUUUAAAGCUUCGCUUAUUCAUGUCUAUCCAGGGAACUAUUCUUGUCUAAGUCUAUACAGGUUUUACUCAUAAAUUACAGCAGACCUACUUCAAACGCACAUAGACUUUACAGUUCACUGUGAAUGGAAAGGUGGGAGGAUAAAAUCUUAUCUGGGUAGUUUGUCUCCUAAUAACAGUUUUUGUACAUCUUUAAAAUGGAUGUCAUGCUUUCAUCUGCUUGUCAUGUUUUUUGUUCACAAGUACAUUUUACUACAGACAAAUUACCUUUGAAAUUCCAUACUGUACUGCUGAGUUAUUUCAAAGGAAUUGAAAGAUCACAUCUGUUUCAGCCAUAAAAUACACUUGACAUUUUAAAACAAACAUUCUUCGGAAUGGGUAUUUGCUAACUUAUUGUAUUUAGUUCAGAUCAAUAUUUAAGGUUUGGAAACAUUCAUGAGGCUUAAAUGCUUCAAACUGAACAUAUUGAGAUCUAUAUUAAAAGUGAGUUUUCAGGGUCUGCAUUUUGCUAUGCUUUUAUCAUGAGUGAAAAUUAUUCAAAGGCAUCUUUAAAGGAUUAAUAUUUAUAGAACCAUUAACUCCUCAGAGGUUUGUCCUGGGCUUUUGUUGUCAUAACGUAGUCUCUGGCGACAAGAAAUUGCCAUUAGUAUUGUAAGAAAAGUUAGCAUUUUGAUUUGUAAUGAGUCCUUGAAAAGUUGCCAUGUUUGAUUUUACUGUUUAAUGUUAUGAUAAGCCCUCAUUUUGUAAGAAAUAUUGCACUGAAUCAUAUGAGCUGAAUAAGCACUGUAAGGUAUCUUGCUAAGAUUCAAUUUACAACAAAUGAAAUAGUCCAUUUGAGACAGGAAUUCACCUAAAAUUUGUAAUUGCAGGUAUAAACAAUUUGAAAUUUAUGCUGAAUUUACAUUUAAAGAUAAAAGAGUAAUUUGAUGUUAAUUUUAAAACAAUGUUUUACUUUUCAUGCAGUUAUUGUGAUUAAAUAAUCAUUAAGUAACUUACAGUUUUACCUUCUGAAUUGUUCAUUUAUGAAAUGUAUUGUUCAGUUUUGAAAACACUGAAAUUUUAACUAUUUGGUUUGAGCAGUGAAGUGAUCUUAUAAAUAGAAAUUAAAAGUCUAAAAUCUAUGUAAAUUCCUAAUAAUUAUGAGGAAGUAGACCCAAUAACAGCCAAUGUAAAGAUAUGGUCUUUGACAAAUAUGAAGGCAGCUCUGUCUUCAGCAAAUAUGUGGCAAAAUUGGUAUUUGUGAUUUUAUAAAAAGCCAAAACAGACAAUGAAUCAUUUCAAUUCAUGCUCUUAUCAUACUACUUGUUUUUCAACAGAUGACGUUAGCCGAACAUUUUCACUUGAAUUUGGUGUCUCUUUAAAAUGUGAAGAUUGUGUUUGACUGAGAACAUCCUUGUCCAUUGCGAGGUAAACUUGUACUAUAUACUUAGUGGCAAAUGCAUUUACUCGUACCCAGAGAAACUUGCUCCAAGUACUGAAGUGGGUCACUUUGUUUUUAAAAGGAAAUGCAAAAAUUCUUGUGUUGAACUUUGGUUGACUUUUCAUAUUUUCAGAACAUUGAAUAUUGACCAUCAUUUUCACCAUGGAUUGUGGAAGUGUAUGAAUCAUUUCGUAAAUAUCAGCUUGUGCCAAUUUCCAUUGCCUAAAAUGGGUAAAAGCAAGGCUUGGGUUAUAAUAGCCAUAUAAGUUAACAUUCUGUCAGGGAGUAUAACUGGAACCUGUUUAGACUGGUUUGAAUGUUCACUUGAAAGCCAGCUGUUCAGUCCAAUCUUUUAAAUGUUUGUUAUAAUUGACAGUCGAGCAGUUCGUUGAAAAGCGUAGGAAUUGAGCACAUGAUUCUCUUUGAUUAGACUCGUGCAAGUUACCUCUCCUAGGAUACCAUGUACUGUCUUUAAAUUUACCUAACAUUUACUUCAGCAUUCUGGAUCGUUGGCAGUUAGUAGCAUGGAAAAGUAUGACUAUUAAGGGCCCAAAGUGUUAAGUCAAAAACUAACCAUAUUUUUCAUUUUGCUGGUUACAUACAUACUUUUAGCAUUUAUUUUCUGGCAAUCGUUUGUUAGAAAUGCAUAACCAAAAAAAACUAUCAGCAUAGAAAAUAUUAAGUUCUUAAAACUAGAAUUGCCAGUACAAAAUACUAUUUUCAGUAAAGUGUUUGCCAGGGCAUACAUCUGGACUUGCAACAAAGACAAUUGUACAGUGAAGUCAUUUUAUUCAAAACAAUGUUUUUAGAGAGCAGAGUAAACAGAAAUUAUAAAAUGGACUGCUCCCAAUAAAACAGCUUUUUCUCUAGAAAUAGAAGCAGUGAGCAGAUCAUUGUAGCACACAGAUUAUGUGUAUAAAAUCAAUCUCAGUCACUCAUAGCCACUCACAGCAGUGUUGUAACCUGACAUGAUUUUCAAGGGAAAAAUCACCCAAUAACCUCCACUCUGGCUGAGAAUAAUACAAUCACUAUAUGCAAGUGAUAAAAUAUCUUCUUCCCUUCAUAUUAAAGGCAGAAAUAAAACAAUAAAAAUAACAUUAUAUUUGUUCUUACUUAUGGAUUUAUCCUAAGUAGGAUUAUUUGUUAAUAAUCCCUAAUAUAUCUCCUAAAAUUUAGCAAUAGUUGGAAAAACCAUGUGAGGUCUUCGUGGAUCAGCAGAUAUUUGAAAGGUACUAGAAAGCAAUAUUGAUAUAAACGAAGGGAUUUGAUCAAGUAGGCUGCUAAUGUACCAGCUGCUGAUACUUGGUAAUUCAAACAGAAGUGAGUCAUAGAAUCAUACAGCAUGGAAACAGGCCCCUCAGCCCACCAUGUCCAGGCUGACCAUCAAGUAUUCUUCUAUAUUAAUCCCAUUUACUAGCACUCGGUUCAUAGCCCUCAACGUUGUGGUGAUUCAAGUGCUCCUCUAGCUACUUCUAAAUAUUGUGUGAGUACCUGCACAAUAUUUGGAAGUAGCUAGAGGAGCACUUGAAACCAAUAGUUUCAAAUUGAAAUAUAAAUGGGACUAAGAUUUUGAGAAAUUGAUUGCUGCUUUGUAGCCAACUUACAUGGAAGAAAAUAUCCUAUUCAUAAAAAAUGAUUGUGUUCAAUUUGGUAGAAUCUCAAAUUCUUGCAAGUUCUACAACGGACAAAAUAAUCGAAGUCCAUUAUAAGCCAACAUUAUUAACCUGCUUUGCAUUCAAUAAUAAGUCAAGGUGUCUGACACUGAAGUAGGGGACAUUCUAUGAUGGGAUUUUUUUUUAAAUAGUUAAAGGCUGUUUUCAAAUGGUUAUUGGCAGUGAUGUUUCCAUGGACUGAAAGAAUACCAAUUUCCAUUUCUAAAUGUCAGUGCUUGAAGGAUUUUUCUUUAUGCUACAUUUAGGUUGGUCUGUGUGAUCUUACAAGUGCACUGAAUCCUGAGUCAUGAAAUAGACUAUAUUAGAUUAACUACUAUGUAUGCAGUGCAUCACUGGUAGAGAGAAACUGUGAACUCCUACACAAGUGUGAUAUGUAUGAUCUUUCUGCACCAAAAUGACAUGUGCCCAUUUGGUUUACAGGACAUCAUUAAAAGGUUUACCUGAAGCCUUUAGAUCCUACAUGCUUUAUUUUCAUUCCUGUUGUUUUAUGACCUAUUCACAACAGAUGCUACAUUUCACAUUUAUAUUGCUAAAUGCUUACAUUUCCAGUAAUAGAGAUACUAAAAAUAAAUUCAUGAAAAAUAUUAAACAAAAGCCUAAAAAGAUAUCCCAUCUAUAUUCUUAAGUAUUUUAAAAGCACUUAGUUAAAAUGUAAUAUACAGUUGUUAAUGAUCCAUAAGUGUAUAGCAAGAAAUUUUAAAAAUUGAUAUAAGGUGGAUAUUACAACUGUAUAAGUAAGGUAACAUACAGGCCAUUUGAUAUUGAAGAAUUAUUUUGAAUACAUGUAAUUUUCUUCACAAAUAUCACAACAACACUAAAACAUUUUGUUCACCAAAGCAUAGCUUUCAAGAAAGCUGGCGUGUGUGUUACUGUGUGUGUGUGUGUGUGUGUGUUGCUGUGUGGAAAUGUGUGUUCAGGCUCAGUCUACAUAUUGAGCUCCAUGCCUUACUGCGAAAACCUGUAUGGAUUAUUUACGAUUGAACAAAUCAAGUUCUUUCUGUGUUAGUUAAACUAUGCUUGUAGUUCCUUUGUAAUUAUUGUAUGUCUUAUUGAAAUGUCC
Molecule: messenger RNA, 8019 nt
Organism: Pristis pectinata (smalltooth sawfish)
Lineage: Eukaryota; Metazoa; Chordata; Chondrichthyes; Rhinopristiformes; Pristidae
Gene: znf507
Product: zinc finger protein 507
Exons: 8
Coding region: 701-3343 (880 amino acids)
Biological process (GO): regulation of transcription by RNA polymerase II
Cellular component (GO): nucleus
Molecular function (GO): RNA polymerase II transcription regulatory region sequence-specific DNA binding; DNA-binding transcription factor activity, RNA polymerase II-specific
Source: RefSeq, a predicted model, not a curated record